ACUGGAGUCUGUGGAGAAAUUGUAGUACAAGAUUAACUUCAUCAGAAUAUGUCAUAUGAUAUUAAAUAAGAAUAAUACAAUUAAUAAUAAGUAUUCUAGGAAAAGCCAUCAGCCCAGAAUAUUGUACAUUUAUUCAUGGGUAAUGAUAAUGAUCAAUGCCUAAGAGUUGAGGGGUGGUGGUAGGUCAUUCAAAAAAAAUGAAUUGCCCGAUAAAAUAUUUCACUUUGCCACGCCACUGAAAGGUUCUGAUUACAUUUUAGAAUUUUAUAACGAAACUUGAGUUGAUAUGAAUUCAUUAGUAUUUUAUGGUACCAAAACAGUAACAGUACAACGUGUGAACAAAAUAUUUAGUUAUACAAAUUUAAUAUUUCUUCCAAUGUACAUUAUUACAAUUUUUAAAUAAUACUAUGGCGGCCGCCAUAACAAUACUGAUUGCCGUUAUGCUUAAUCAUUGGUUUACCGGGGAAAACUAGAGCUUUCACGUUGGUGGCACUGUACCAUUGUAGGUUUGUAAAUGGACAAACAAAAAAAAACAUCUACAAAACGAACAACGGCCGCAUAGCGACGCGCCAGCGCCUGAACGCCACCAGGCAGUGCACCACUAUAUCACCACAUCCACCGGGCGUAGAACACCAUCGUCUAAUCGUCAUUGUGGUUGUCCGUUGAACGACGUUUCGCGUGUCGUCGUUGUUCGUCGCCGUCGGUCGUGCCACCUCCACAUACCUCUUCCAAACGUUUGUCAGUUUGAAUUACGUGUGUGUGUGUGUGUGUGUGUGUCCGUAUCCGCGUUCGUGUUAGUGAGUGUGUGUGCGUGCACCAGAGGACCGCAUUCUUUAGUCUGGUCGGUGGUCGCUGGAACGACAAUAAUUUACCUGCGCGCACCUCGUCGUUGUCGUCGACUGCCGUGUUUGUUAUUGUUGUUACCUUUAUCGGAUAAUUUUUGAUGGUUGUCGUUAUUAGUGAAUUUUUUUUUCACACCGUCCGAUACCUAACCGCCGCCGUCGUUACCGGACGCGAAAACCGUUAAACGGCCGUUAUUCGCGCGAUGGCAUUUGAAACGCCGCAACAGGUGUCGUCCGGCGGCCUUUGUGCGGUUUUCCAACUAUCGUCCCGAGUGCCGCUCGUCCGUUAGUGUUGUUAUUUAUCCGUUUCUGUAUUACUUUGGUUUUUCGUAUACUUGUUAUAUUUCGUUCACGGUCGUUUCGUACAUUUCGAACGUCAUUCCGUCGCUUACCCGUACCGCGAUGGAAGAAGAAGAACGAAAUGACCGAAUCUGCGACCAAACGCCCUGCGCCCAUCGGGGAUACUUUGUCACCACGGUUUUGAUACUCAUUCUGUCGGUUGUCACGCAAUCCGAAUGCCGUAAGUGUCCUUUCAGCGUCUUCAAAAAUCGGAAAUACAUUGACUCCUCGAUUGACUCUAUCUUGGAAUUUAGAUACCUAUAAAAUAGACCCGUUGACAUCCGGUUAUAUUAUUUAUUUACAGAAUCCUUUCAGGCUCCUCGGUUCAUUACUCAGCCAACAUCAACUAAAAAUGUGAUUGGCGAAGGACAGACAAAAAUAAUACAAUGCCAAGCCCUUGGUAAGUUUUUUGAAAUUUAUUUCCGAGUUAUUAUUAUUUCAUACUAACAUACUCGCAUUUUGAUGUAUAUUUUGUAAACAUCUAUAAUUUGGUUAGAUGGGCACGCUUUAUGAACAUCGGGUAUAUCUAUUGUGUUUUGUGUUUUCAUACAAAGUAUUCUAGGAAUUAGUGGCAUUUCGGUGAAACUGAAUACACAUUUUUAAACUUUAGUUUUAUACAACUUAAAUUACCUCGAAACCUUUCUAGGUAUAUUAUUUUGAAUGCAAAUUUUUAAAGCUCGAAUUUAUAUAGGUUUAUACCCAGGUUUGUACUUAUCAUUACUGCGUUGUAAAACCCAAAAUGAAAUGAUCAGGUAAUACCUAUGACUUGUACAACUAUUUGUACUUGGGCUAUUAUGUACAAUUAAAUAAAAUUAGGUAUAUUUCAUAAACGAAAACUUUGGGUGUCUAAUAAAUUAACACUUCUCUAUGGUUGGAAUAAAUAGAUAUUACUAUAAAGCAGUUGGUUUUAUGAUUUUAUUGUAAACAAUAAGUCUGCUAAAAAGUGUGUUGUACCUAGUUGGUAAAUGGCGAGGUAAACAAACUUAGCUUCUUAAUUAAUUGUACACCACUUUUUUCAUUGUUACCGGGGUAACAGGAAAUAUUCAAAUAAUUUUUUUGAAAAUUAGAUAUGUACCGAUUUAGUUGUAGAUUUAGUGAUUAGUUACUUACAUACGUAGCAGGGGUGGACUAAGAUUAAAAAUGUCACCGGGGUUUAGAUUUAGAGUGGCUACAUAAGUAUAUUGUUUAUACACAAAAAAAAAAAGUAGAGUCUACGAUUAAUUGUUGAACUUUUUAAAAUUUAGAAAUGUGUAACACGCUAAAUGGGCCUUACGUUUGAAGAAAUGUUGAAGCGUUUUUCCAAAUUAGAAAUAGCUAUGUCAAUUGUAAAUUCAAACCAUCUAAAAAUGAUCCUGCUAUAAAUUGCGUCGACGAAUUAUUAAAUUCCUUGAUGUACCAGAUUUCCCCACUUGUCGACAUGAAUUAUUCCGAUUUAUUUAUGUUGUACCUCGCAUAAAUCUUCACAGGCCACAUGGCCAAAAUAGAUACUGGCCCACUGGGAAAUUUUUCGGCGGCCCAGUCCGUCCCUGCAAUACGAAGAUACUUAAAGCUUACCCAAAAAUAUAUUGUUAAGUCCACAAACCAUUAAUAGUUGUCAUAAUGUAGAACAUUUAAAAUUAACAACAAACAUGAUUGAUAUCAGUGGCAAAUCCAGGAUUCGUGACCUGGCCCGGAGGAGGGGGCAAUUUUGAAAAUGCCUAUAAGGUAAACAUUUAUGAUGAAAAUCAAGCUCAGAGUAUAUUGAGGCGAUGAGUAUAUAUAGGAGCAAAUGGGAGGAGGCGAUUGACUCCCCCCUCCGGACCCUUAAUUUCGCCAAUAUUAUAUUGAUUCGAUAUCAUAUUUAUUAAUUUAUGUGUUAUCAAUUUUCUAAUAAUCAUUAGGUGCCUAUUGAACAAUGUUUGUUAUUGUCUAUUAAUGAUGUAUUCAUUAAAAAUGUUUGAAUUUUGUAGGUUUUAUUUUUCAAUUGCUAAUAUUAAUUACACUUUUAUAGUAUUGUUCCUUGUCAGACAUAAUUGUUCGUAAUUGCCGCACUCACUCAUUGAUCAUUGUGCUAAAUAUAUUUUCCACUUUUAGUCACUAUUAAGUGAUAAAUACAGAUAAAUAGGUAUUUAUUAUGUAUUUUUUAUGGUAAAUAAAAAGUGAGUUCAGUACCUAAGUAUAAUACUUAAUGAAAAAAAAUGGAAAGUUUAUUAUAGAUAUGCUUAUAAUAAUCAUAAUAAAAUGGGACAGUGGUUCUAUAGUAUGUCACCGGUCUCGUCAAUUUAUGUGACAAUUCAAAUUAUUAAGAUAAGAAUUUAUUUUUCUCGGAAUAAAUAUCAUUUUUCUUUGUUUUUUGUUGUGCUUGAAUUAUUCAUAAAUUUCAAAGCAUUGAACUUGGGUGGUAGGUAAAUAUAUUAUGUUUUGGGUCCCUUGUAGUUAAAUUGCCUAGAUAUAGAAACUCGGAAAUCACCCCUAUUCAAACAAUGCUGUCCGACGUUUGUCUAAAAACUGCCCCAAAAAUAAUAAUUUUCUACGAAAAUAAGCGCACCGUUAUUAUACACGUUCAUAUUAUAUACAGUUAUAUUAUAAAAUAACUCAUUAGCUUCUGACAAAAUCGAAAAUCUAGAAUACUUAUGCACUUUAGUAUUGUUACCUACAUGAAUAGGUUUAGGUGUAUAAAUUUAGAUAUUACAAUGUUGAGAUGUCGAGGAAUAUAAAUGAUUAUUUGGUUAUUUUGUUUCGAAUAUCAAUGACUCAUAACUAAAUGCAUUGCAACUAAAAGUUUUUAUUUCCAAUGAGUCAAGUUUAUAUCCCUAUAGAAAGUGGUACGAUUAUUCACGAAAAAUAAAUAAAAUAAUAACGGGAAUAGUUUUAAAGAUCAUGGUAAAACUCAUUGCACAGCUAUUUUAUGGAAAAUAAUUAAUUUCAAAACCUGUAGGUAGGUAGGUAGGUAAAAAUAUAAAACACCCAUGAAUAGAUAACAAGUUUUUUUUAGUGUCCUCUUAUUAGUAUGUAAUCUCGUAAUAUCUAUUUGCAAUUUUAUAUCAUUUUUCCAUUUGUAUUCUUAUAGUUUUCGGCGAGGUUUUUGGUUGUUACCUUUACUUAUUAAACGCGUUAAUUAUUGAUAAAGAAUAUUGAAAAAAAAUUUAAAAAAAUAUUCGCUAUUAAAGUUGAGACGAGUUAACAAAAUUUAGAUAAAAAGUGUAGAUACAACAACGUAGAUAAACGUUUUUACUUUGAGUUUCUCGAGUUUUCUAUACCUACCUUACCUGGAAAGGUACUUACCUACAUUUACAUUUUUAUUUUAUACAUGAUUUUAUAAAGGAUUAUUAAUAAUGAUAGGUAUAUGUACCAACUUGUUUUAUUUCCGAUGAUACCUGUAUUAUGUUUGAAAUCAAGUUUACCUCGAAGUUAAAGAAUUUUUUAUGAUGAUAUCUGUCUAUACCUACUAUUACAAUAAUUGCAUAUUCGAAUAAUACGUAAUUCAACGCCUAUUAUACCAUUCCUGAAUAACGUUAUAACUUUUAAGGUUUCUAGAGGAAGUCGUUUGCACCAUUGUAUUAGGGGAGCUUUUCACAGUUCGGUAUUUUCUAUCACUUGAAUGGUUUGAAUAAAAAAGUUACAUAGGUGUUUAAUAUGUUAGAUCAAUAUUGUACAUAAUAUUAUGUAUUUAAAAAACAAAAUUCAAAACAUACGAAUGUACGGUUACAAAUAGAAUCAUACAUUUAUUUGGUAACCUUAAAAACCUUCAAAUACAAAAUCUGCAUUAUUUUGUUAUUCGGUAUUAUGCAAGUCAUAUGUUAUAUAAAUAUUAAAAUGUAUUAUAUUUUCAAGGGAAUAAUGUAAAAUUAGAUUGUUAUUAAUUAUCUUCGUUCUAUAAAUCAUCAACCAUGUUGUUGGGUUUUAUUGUUUCGGUACUACUCGUUGGUUUUAUCAAUGAAAUAGAAUGGUUGAGUAUAUAGGUUAUAUUGUUAUUAUCGUGUUCUUCACGUGCCAAGUAAAAUUCUGGUAAUAAUCUUUUGUACAAUAUCUCAGAAUAAUAGCAAAGAUAAAUAACAUAGAAUUUUCAAAUUUUGAAAAACAAAAUUGUAAAAAUUACAGAAAUUGUUUAUAAAAGCUUUUUUGAUGUAUGUGAGUGCAUUUUUCAAUUUAAAUUUAGAAAAAAACGAAUCUUAAUCAAUCGUUUUUAGUUUGCAAUGAUGGUCGGACUAUUUUACCGUCCCAGCAACUCUCCGUCAAUACAACAAUGGCCAUGGUGCAAAAUGUUUACUAUCCCAUUUUUUUUCCCGUCGUAUCAACCAAAAUGAAAAUAUAAAUAUUCAGAAAAAAGAAAAUGAAUCGGCGAAAUCCGAGCCAUUGCAUUUCAUAUAAUAUUAUUACUUUAGUGAUUUAAACGAUCGCUUACCUCAGCAUAACAGUGUAUUAUUAUUUUUUAAUUCGAUUUGUGUAGAUAAUAGGUAUAUACAUACUUAUAUUAAUAUUUUGUAAAUUGAUGUUUAUAAUAACGCCAAGUUGUAUUAUUAUAAGCUAUGCAAACAUUUUGUCUGGUUUUGCAAUGCCAUAUAGAUGCGGUGCAGAUUAAUUAAAUUAAAAUUAAAAUUAGAUAUACCUAUUCUUUGUUUAAUUAAUUAUUCGUUCAACUAUUUUUUUAUAAGAUACUUGUGAAUUUUAAAAAAAAUAUAUUCAUUUAAGUUGCUACACGGUUUUAGACAUUCCAAAAUGUUCGAUAAAAAAUAUAAUAAUAAUUGUAAGGUAAAGAAAUUGUUAUCCAGAAUCUAUAAAAUCUCAGUACAUAUCUACCGUGUUUAAUCAAUAAUAUUGUUACUGGUAAAAUUUGGUGUGUUUUACUAUAUAAAUUGCAUUGGUUUUGUUUUUUUUUUUAAAUGUAAAAUUAACUUAAAAAGCUCAACUGUAUUCUAGAGUUUUAAUCCAUGCGUAAACAUACGGACUACUAAAAUAAACGAUUACAGGAUAAAAUACAUUUGUCGCUCCACUCAGAAUCUAAAAAUAAUAUAUUGUAAUAUCAAUGACGAAUGAUUUUAUACUAGUAUACUCCCGCCCAGAAUGUCGUAAUAUGCAUUAUGAUCGAAUACUUUUCCCAUUUUUCCAUAGUUUCACUUGUUCAUUUUGUAGUCAUUUUUAUUUUAAUAUUUUCUCUGUGAUAAUACAUUAUAUAAACGUAUGUUAGAAACGAUGGUAAAUUCUUGGGAUAAGAAGUUUCAACAAUGGUCGGAAAACACAUUCAUUGUUGUAUAUUUAAAGCACAAUAAUUUUUGAUGUGAACAAAAAUAAACGUAUAAAAUUAAAUGAAAAAACAAACGGACAUACUUCGCACAAUGGGUGGACUACUGUUGUAGGUGAGAAGUUGGGAAGGUAAAAAGGAAAUUUGAUGUAUAUCUGUACGCAAAGAUUAAUCAUUGUUAUCGAAAAACGAUUUUGAGCAGAGUUCGAUCAUAUACAGAGUUGUAUACAUAUCUUGAAAGCAGUGGCGCCGGAACAAUUUUUGAACCGUGGGGGCUGAAGAAAGAUACAUAUACAGAAGGAGGUAACAGUUUUCCCACGCCCGGACAGACGAUGCAUCCGUUUUUUGAUUACGCUUUAUCUCUUAAUAUAAUACAAAAGUUCAAUAAGGGACAAUUUAAGGCUAGUAUUAAAUAAAGAAAAUGGUAUAAAUAAAGUAUUUAAUAGUAUUAAAAAAUUACGAACUUAUCUUAAUAUUAAUAAUAUAUACACACACACAUAUAAUACGAACAAAAAUGAAUAGAAGUUUAACUAUUUAAAUUUUCCCGAAAACACAUUUUCUCUCCACUGUCUGAUUUAUAAAUUCUUUUAAAAUAUCAUCCAAAAGGAUUUCGUUCAAUUUAUUUUGAUUACUUCUAGAUUUUCUAGAUAACUGGUAAUUGUCUCCAUGUUAUCUUAUAUUCAUAUACAUACCUAAUAUACUAUAUUAUAUUAAUACUACAUACAUAUAGUGCAUGUAUGUUAAUUUUAAAUAAUACGAUUCUCAGACAGUUAUAAAAUAUACUUGAGUUUUGUUUUUAUAUUCAAUAUAAUAUCUAUAGCAGAUGACUGAAACCUAUGUAUUUUAGUCACGGGAGCGUAAAUUCUAGGAAACUGUCCAUGGGAGCUAUGCCCCCACGGAAUUGUUCUCGUGGGGCAGUAGCCCACAUUGUUCCCAUUGUCCCCAUUGUUUCGGCGCCCCCGUUUGAAAGGUAGUUAUAUUUACGAUUUGAGAAUAAUACAUUUCGUAAAUUUUCCUGUUUUUCCUACUUUUUUUCCCAUUUAUUAUGAAAUCCCUUGGAAAAAUCAAAAAAUGGAGAUCCUUUAAUAAGUAUACCAGCCCUCAAAAAUGUCCUUUUUUGCAAAGGUGCUACACUUGAAAAUUGGAGCAAACUUUCUGGUAGAAAAGUUGUUUACAGGAAAAAAUAAAUAAACAUUGUAAUACUAGUGGUAAAGUCAAUACAUUCCUCGCUCCGCUCAGAAUCUCAAAGUGAUUAUUAUAAUAAAUGUAUACUGAAUUAUUAUAUUUAGUUUAUGUGUUAUCCAGGUAGUGUAUCUUUAUUACUCAUCACAUUAUUAUUAUUUUUUUUUUUUACCGAUAACUGAUUAGUUGCUGUAAACAUACGGAUAUAAGUCGAGUUUUACAUUUGUUUAACCCCAGAAUAACCGUCUCGUCAAAUUUGUGUUUGGUAGACAGGUAUUCCCAUACAUGGUUUAUUAGUUAUUUUAUUAUAUAGAUAUAGGUACGUAAUUAAGGUAAUGUGUAACACCUUAUAUAAUAAAACACAAAUAGAAAUAUUUAACCGAGAAUUUAAUCUAUAGGUACUUAAUAUAUACCAUGUGUUCCUUUAUUAAAUAAUUUUCCUUAUCUCGUUUUCAAUCCGAUAGGACACCGGAUUAUUACCUAAUUAUUGCUCAUAAACCUCAUCAAUCUAUCACCUCGCGCCCCAAUCAUGUUUGUUGUCCUUUUUCGAGAUACAUCGAAAUACAUAGGAUUUCUAAUUUGAUUGAUCUUCGAGUCUAUAAUGAGAAACAUACCGAUAGUUAUAUUACGGUAAACUGAGCCACAUCUUUUUUUUUUUUUAUAUUAUCGUUAUUAAUUAUUAUUAAUUGCUGUAAUUUUUGUUUGGAAAUAUUAAAAAAAAAAAUGCAACACCAUGUCCAAGGGGAAUAUUCUUUUUCUUAAAUUUUAUUAUCCGUGUUUAAACUCUGAUUUCAACACAAACACUUAAUUUUGCUAUGUUGUUCGUAAGUUAACUCGAGACGGUGUAAUAUUAUAUUAUUUCGGGUAAUGCGUCCUCUAAAGUUUUAUGGUUAAAGAAAUUUGAAAUACUCAGUUAUAUACAGAUAUUAUAUUAUAUUUUACUUAAUAUACUUUGGUUUCAAUAACAUUUUAGUGAUUCAUCAAGUCUGGUGGUUUUAUUUUAUUUUUUGUUCGUGCGGUAGGUAUUUGAGGUUUUUAAAAGCACCUAUGGUCGCUAUAAUAUAAUACGGACGGGCUCUUGAUCACGAUCAUUGACGGUGAAAACCGAUGCAAAGAUUUCGAUUUCCUAAAAAACAAUAGCGUUAUGCGUAUACUGUAACUCAAUACCAACGGGCCACUCCAGUUAUUUACUUAACAGGAAGAGUCCUAAGCCCCUCUUCAAAAAUUUGUCAGCGCGUCUUUUUUUUUCUUUCCCACCACCGCCACCGCCACCACCACCACCACCAUCGCCUAACACCACCCAGUCGGUAUUUCCUGCCCGUCCUGCUGUUGCUGAUGUACGUGUGUGCCUGCUGUACGGGUUCACGUCUACUGUACACGACGUACGUAGUUCAUCUCUCUCUCUCUCUCUCUCUCUCUUUUUCUCUCUCCCGCGCGCGUCUUAGAAAAACACAUUGCCCCCGUCAAUCGGGUUUCUCGGUUAUAAUAUUAUGGUAUAUUUUUAUGGUGCGUGUUGCCUUCAAUAAUUAUCAUGUUACUCACGUAGUCCGCUUCUAUCGUCUAUAUCGAGGUAUUUUUCGUAUUGCAUACAGUAUUUUACUCGUCAGUUAUACUUGUAAUAACAAUAACUAUAAUUGUUGUAUCUACCCACCACCAAUUACAAUUAUUUCAUAUUUAGUCGGUUGUUCUUCCUUAUUCAAUUAAAAAUAUAUCAUUCGUUGCUACUCGUUCAUUCUACACUAUAUAGCGUCCGUUAUUCGCCAAAGCUUUGAUAAUUAUAACUGUUCAUAAAAUAUACAUUUACAACGUUUCAUAAAUGCAGGUAUUAAUUAAUAAUCAUUUUAUUAGGUACAAAGGGGGGACUGUACAAAAUGGUAAAAUAAUACGAAGUAAUGGUAAAUUUUUAUCUUAAAGUAAAACUUAGGAAAGUAAUACAAUUUAAUCGAGGAAAAUAUUACGUAAGAACUUAAAAGCUCGGAAAAUACCUAUUAUAAAUGAAUUUUAAAUCGAUACAAGAUUAUGACCAGUAAAGAAAUUUAUUGCACUAUUAUUCUGACUAUUAUCGUUUUUCUGACAACUAUAUGCAGUACUCGCAUCAUACAGAGAUGUAUUUAGGGAUUCAGAGGGACUAUUGGCCCUGUGUGCCACAUUUCAAGAGGUGUCAUAAUAUUUUAAGAAAUUAUAAAAUAUCAUUUUUUUUCUUCAUAAAGCUCAACAUAUUCCGUAGUUUAUACUCGCUGAGCAGGGCUUGAAAUCAUUUGUUUAGAGCUCAAAGUGUACAGUACAAAAUCUAAAGCGUGCAGCUCGAAAUUCCAGUGUGUUGUAAAAAUAUGUGUUCUUUUAUGAAAGGGCUCUAAAAUGUAAAUACGUCUCUGGUAUCAUACUAUUUAUACAUCUUGUAACACCAAUCACCGUAUUUUUUCGAGAUUUGCGAUUUUUAAUUUCCCGUUGAUAAUUUUCAUUUAAAUUCCCAACAAUUAUUUUUUUAAAUGGUAUUUUUAUAUUUAUUAGUUCCUUAGUAAAUAUAUUCCAGGAUAAUGUUUUCUUCAAUUUUUUUAUUCUGCAUAGGUACCUUUUAUAAUAUGUAGUUUUGGAAUUUGUUUCUAGAAAUUUGCUUUCCAAAUUUUUCUUUCUCCGUGAAUUACGUUUCCCGUUGAAAGUUGUUCCGACGGUGAAAAUAUUUUCCUGUGUUAUAUGUUUCUCAAAAGUUUUCCUGAUUACGCGUAUAAAUCUGGAAAAUGAUUUAAAAUCUCUCGUAAAGUGCCAAAAUCCAAAAAUAGUUUAAGAAGCUAUCGACCAACAUAUUAUUAUUAAAUAAGUUUUGUGACGUAGGUCGGGUUUUUUUUUAUGUAUUUACAAAAUCUCGUGGAUUAUAGUUUACUAUACAUUAUUAGAGAAUGGAUAUUUAAAUAAAAUAGUGGUUAUUAAGCCGCUGAGGCACAACAUAUGGCGUAAAACCACUUUUAUUUGUGAUUAUUUCAUCGCAGAGUACGCUGAGUGUAUUGUUCGUGAUUUUAUACAAAUACCACCACGCGGCCAUUUACACGGUUUUUAAACGUUAAAAAAUUGGUGUUUUUUUUUUAACUAAAAAGUUCUCUACGUACUCAAUGGUUUUAAUAUGUUAUUAUACUACGAGUAUGUGCGUAUGAUUAUCGGGCAGGUUAAUAAUUUCUGUACGAGGUUUUUGUUCUACGCGUGGGAUAUUUUCUUGACAAUCAAAUUGAACCAAUUGCAUGGGAAGUUUUAUGUUCAAGCCAGUUGUAUAAUAUGUUGGGGAAAACAUCGGCUGGUUUAGACAGUAAUUACUUUUAUAUAUAUAUAUAAAAAAAAAAACGAAAACGGAAAUCCAUGAUAGACGUGUUGCUGCAUUAUAAAAUAUAAAAACAGAAUAUUUACUUCAAAUUGUAAACAGUUUUACAAUCAUAUUUGAUUUUUUUUUUUUUCUGUGAAUAACUUUUCUUCCAGAGAGCACCUUCCUGAAAGAAAAUUUGACUGGGGUGGUACUUUAAGGUGGUUAUUUUUUGGUUUUCUCUGGGGUUUUCACUUUUCAUAAUAUAAGAGAAAAAACGUAGGAAAAACUGGAAAAUGUACAAAAUAUAUUAUUUUGAAACCGUAUGUAUUAUUGUGGCCUUUCAAAACAUGCACAUAACCGAAUUCCGCUCAGAAUCGUUUGUUUUUUCGUUAAAAAUGGUUAAUCAUUGUGUACAGAUAUACAUUAAAUUUCCCCUCUACCUUCCCAACUUCAUAUCGGUAACAGUAGCUCAACCAUCGUGCAAAGUUUGUCCAUUUUUUGUUCCUUUAUCACUGGUACGUUCAGAAAGGAGUAUAUAGUUAGUUACCUAUGAAUAUGAGAAUUAUCAUAAUAUUUAAAAAUGCUAAUAGCUCGCUUAAAAAUUAAAAUAAUGACAAACAUUUGCAUGGUUUCACAGUUAACACCCUUACUUUUAAAUUUAAUAAUUCAAUAUUAAGAUUAACUAAUUAAUUGUCAAUUCACUCCAAUAUUUAAACUGACAAAGCAUAAAGUUGUGCUUGUUAAAAUUCGCUAUAUCAUAUAUUUGUAAGACGGAAAUAGCACAUGAGGAUAUUACGUCCUCCUAAGUAUAAAACACUAUGCGUGUCCUUUAUACAUUUUAAUGAGUUAAUUUAAGAUACUUAUAUUGCUAUUUGUUGAUAAUAUAUUUUUGUUUUUGUGUAAUAUUCUCUUUUAUUGUUAUCCAAUUAAUAUCAUUCAUUGAUUUUCUUUUCUUUGGUUGCCAAUUAUUUUGAACAUUUUUUUUCUCAUAGGAGGUGUAUUUUUAUUGAUUUACAGAUUUACUUGGAAAUCUGUUUGUUUUGUUAAAUUGCACGGACAUUAUAUAUAAUAAUUAUUAUUUAUGUCCGAAUGUUCGGAUAGGAAACAAUAAUAAUACAAAUAUUUUUUACAUUAUUAAUUCUUUCAGUUCGACUUUAUUUUUAGAUUCUGAGUGGAGCGAAGAAGCUUAUGGUUUUAUAAAGAUGUUAGUUUUUUUUUUUUAUCUGGACAACUUUUCUACCAGAAAUCUUGCUCCGAUUUUUAAGUGUAACACCUUUCCUGAAAUUAAAUCGGUAUGGGAUGGUAUUUUAGGGAGGACAUUUUUCGAUUUUCUCAGGAUUUUUCCCAAUAAAUGUGAAAAACUGAAGAAAAAAAACGGGAAAAUGUACGAAAUGUAGGUAUUAGUUAAAAAUAUUAUAGCCUUCUUUUUUCCUGUGAACAACUUUUCUAUAGCACUUUUUCUGAAAUUUGACUAGGGGUGUUCUUUUAGGAAACUAUUUUUUGAUUUUUUCAGGAAUUUUCUUAAUAUAAGGAAAAACCGGAAGAAAAAUGGGAAAGUUGGUAUAAUAUUAAACAAAUAUGAUUAAGGAAAAUAUUUAAUUAUUUACCAUUUAACUAUUUUACCAUAAUAUGACAUAUAUUGUUAACCAAACAUCACUAUUAACUGAACUCUGCUCAGAAUUUUUUUUUAGUUAACAAUGGUUUAUCGUUGCUUACAGAUAUACAUUAAAUUCCUUUCUGUAUUCUACCUUCUCAACUUCCCAUCUACAACAGUGGCUGCAUCCAUCCCUAUUAUCAUUUUGCUUUGACAACUUUUUUAUUUCAGAACAAUUUUAAAAGAUCAGAUUCCGAUUUAAAACGAGGUUUUAAUAAAUCAUGAUUCAUUGAACAUUUAUUUUCGGAGAUAAGUGGAUAAAAGGCCUACCUGUCACUUAUCACCUAUCCGUUGUCUGUGCCAAUAUUAUUUAUAUUAUUUUACGUUGCAUAUUUGUUUUAUAUUUUUUGAAAUUAGUUUACAUAUGUAUAAGUAUAUUUUGUCUUAAGAAACAAAAAUAAAAACUAGAAAUAACAAUUAGAAUUUAAUUUAUGAUGACGAAAAACGAUAUAAUAUGUAUAAGAACGUUUAUUACCAGAUUGACCAGAUGGAUUACUCGUAUACAUAGAGCUACGUAGGUACCCAUAAUCUAUGGAACUUAUUUUGUAUAAUUAGUUCUUAUAUUAUGUUGUUUGUUUUCUUUCUAGGAAAGCUAAACUAUUAGGUAUGUACAUAAAGCUAUGAUUUUACACUGCACAUAGAUAUUAUGUUGUAAUGUUAUCUACAUGAAAUGUAUUCUUCAUUUUUAACUAUAUAUCGUUUUUUAUUUUAGCCAAAAUAAACGCAAAUAAACGUUGGUUUUGUUGUCUUUGUUGAGAAAUUCAUUUUUCAUUUCGAACUGUACGGUCAAUAAUAUAUCGUGUGUAUAAUUUAAUAUAAUGGUUAUACCUAUCGCAUUGUUAUUACGUUAUAUUCCUACGGAAAAUCGAUGACAAAUAUAAUAGCAUAAAAAUAUUAGUAUUAUUGUAUAUAUAUAUAUAUAUAUAUAUAUAUAUAUAUAGGGGGGAAAAAAAUAAGGCAUCACUUGCAAUGAAACUCGUCUCGUUACAUUCUAAGAAAGAAAAAAAAACGUCAGCGCGCGUGUUAUCUAUCUCGUUUUACCGAAGCAGUGUAUAUUAUACACAUUACCUCUGGUAUAUACCAACAACAACCCAGUUCAAUACAAAUGAUACGUCCUUUAACCUUGAACAAUAUUAGACUCACUUCAGGUUAUUCACUCUUGGAUACUAUACUGGUAUAGCAUUUUCAGUACCGCGCGUAAUACACCUUAUUAUAUACCUGCUUCUGUUUAGAAAUUAUCGUCUGUCAACCAAAACGAACAGGGGAAUCUUCUUUCAACCACUUACAUAGGAUUGGUAUACUUGGUUAAUAUAAUAAUAAAACAAGAAGUUUACAAUGUCGCCUGUGUGUUGAUGCCUUUGCUGUCUAUGUGUAGUUUUUAUUAUAUAUAUAUUUUUUUAAAGGCAAAUUAUUUUUAUUUAGUAAUCACGCUUGUAGAACAUUUACUACUGUUCUUCCGCGAAAAACUGGAAAUCUAUAGAUAAACAUAAUUGAUACUUAUAUACUACCUAUAUGUACGUAGAUGUCCUCAAUAAGCGCUUUCGAUUAAAAAGAAAACAGUAUCAUAUUAUAACAUAAGCAAGUGAUUAAAUUUAAAUUUAAGUUCCUCUCGGGAUCGUUUUUCGAAUGCGGUACUCGUGUAAUUGUUGUUCCGUUAUAAUAUAUACACUAUACGAGUUGUUUGAAGGCGGCUGCACAAUAUCCAUCAUUCGCUAUGUCGAUUUUGUUUGCUUUAAAACUAACGUUUUGAGUUUCCAACGGUUUUUAAUCCAUUUGGGGCGAUUUUAGUAUUUGGUGAUAAUAUUAUAAAUAUUAUAUCAUUUUAAGUUUGAGAACAUGAGAUAGGAACCUAGUAUUAAAUAUGUUUUACUUAUAAAUAGGUUUUUUUUCUUACUCGUGUUGCAAAUAAAUAUCAUAUUGCAUACAACCCGUACUAAGUUAAAAAAAUAAAAAUAAAACAAAAACAAAAUAUACGGACAUACUUCCCACGUGGGUGGGCCACUGUUGUAAGUGAGAAUUUAGGAAGAUAGAAGGGGAAUUUAAUGUAUAUCUAUUAUCCAUACUCAAUGAUUAACCCUUUCUAACAAAAAAUGAUUUUGAGCAGAGUUUAGUUAAUAGUGUUGCUUUGUCAACAUUAUAUAUAUGUCAUACUAUAGUAAAAUAAUUACAUAUGCAUUAAAUAUUUUUUUUAUAUUGUACCUAUUUUCUCGUUUCACUUCGUUAUUUCCCAGUUUUUCCAAGUUUUUUCUCAUCUUUUAGGAAAAUCAAAAAAAUGAUCUUGCCAGUCAGAUUUCCCUUUAGAAAAAGUGCUAUAAUUAUUAAUCGAACUAUCGGAACAAAAUUACUGGUAGAAAAGUUGUCCUAAGAAAAAAAAAAAUUAACAUUAUUGUAAAACCAUUCCUCGCUUCACUCAGAAUCUAAAACAAUAAGAUCGUAAAUAUUUAUGAAGUAUUUUUAAGAACUUAUGUACUUGGGUUUACCUAUAUUCAAGCCUACAUAGUAAUUAUACGUAUAUGAGUCCUUUGUAUAACAUAACAUUUUAUUUAUUUCAAGAAAAAAAGACACCGAGAUAAAUUUAUCUAAAGUUAUAGUUUUGAGUUUUAAGAUUGUUUACUCUUGUUCCGUGUUUGCAUUAGGAUGCAUCCAGUUCUCACAGAGUGAGAAGAAAUCAAGUUCACGUGUACUAAUAUCAAAACUUAUCUAAACUCAAAACCUGAUAUUGCUCUAAAGAAGUUAAUGUGUACAUAUAUAAUAAAUAUAUACACUAUAUAUAUAUAAUAUAUAAGUGUAAACUUUUAGUGGUUGAAAAACCAAGCCAUUUAUAAUCAAGAUAGUGUAAAAGGCAAAAGUCACGUUGGGUAGUAGAUAAAUUGAUUCUAAAAUCUUGUCUAUCAUGAUCUAUGGUUGCCAAUUCAUUCGUAUUAAAUUCAAAUAUUGAUACUUUGUGCUUUUAUUUUUUUGAGGUUGUGUUUUUUAUCACCCCGGGAGUAUUUGUUAUACGCUCGUUUACAUUUAAUGGUUUAAUAUAUUUUAUUUAUCUUAUUUUAAAAAUCAGCCCUCUGGUUAAAUAUUGUCGGUAUGAUGACAGCAUCUAACCUAUACAUUUUACAUCAUAUUAGUUUUUUUUUUAUUGUAUAUACAUUUUUCUUAAUCGUGUAGAAUAUAGGCCAAACAUGAAUGCAGAUUGAAUUUAUUAUUACUUUCUAAGUAUAAAUUAUUGAAUAACUUUACUGCAGUUACUCAAGUUAUAGUUAUAUAAUAUUUCAUUUAAGUUAUUUUUGUCCAAUUAAAAAUCAUUAUUUUAAUAUAUUUAUUAUAAACUGGUAAGGCGUGUCCUGAUAAUGAUAACCUACUAUUAAACAUUUGUUGGUCAAAACGUUAACAUUAUUAUUUUUUUUUUCCGAAACAUGUUUCCAAAAAAAUAAUAUAUUAUUUAUAGUUGUUCAUUGGUUGCUAAAAAUCUAAAAUAUAGUUUUUUGAAAUAUGUAUAGAACCAUGCACUUCUAAUUAUUUGUUAUGAUACUGCAUUUAAAUGUCUAUAAUUAUAAAAAAAAUCAUAAUUUUAUAAUAAUUUAAAAAUUAACUCUAUUUUUAAUGUUAUUAUUUGUUUACGUACAUAUGUGUAAACUUUUAUAACUACUUUUGUAACCUAUAAAAUAUAAACAUAAUAUUUUCUUGUGUUAAAUCUAAAUUUAGAGUACCUAUUUAGGUUUUUACUAUUAAUAUAGUAUAGCUAGGUACCAUUGAUAAAACAAUAAUAUUUACCCUAAUAAAUAUUAUAUAGUAUUUUUUUUUUAAAUUAAUGAAAGUAAAUGCUCAAAGAACUUUUUAAUAUUUUGUUCCUGAAUUCUAUGUUUAAUGCUGGUAGAUUGAUUGAUUUUAAAUUCUGAAUGGAGCGGAGAAUAUAUUGUUUUUACAAUGAUGUUUAUUUGUUUUUAAUAGGUAUGACAUUUUGUUGUACGAAAAUAAAACGAAAUUACUUAAUUACAGCCAAGUGUUGUUGUACCUAUUUCAAUACUGUUAAAAUACAAUAAACUAGAUACUUACCUAGGUAAUUUUGUUAAAUUGGUAUAAGAAAUUAAGAAAGUGGGUGUUGAUAGGUAGUAGGUACUUACUUAACUAGAGUACCAGAGUACUAGUGCUAAAGAUUUAUGCAUUUUCAGUAUAUUUGUGUAAAUAUAAAUAAUUGUCAGUAUACUUAUAUAGUAAUAUUGCAGAUUUAUAUAAUAUAACUGUUACGUUCGAAUAUUGUUGAAAAUUAAUUUAAAUUUCAUUAGUACCUAUAUGAGUCUUCACUUGUCCUAUCUAUACUGACUAUAUUUAAAUUAAAAGUGUACCUAUCUAAAAAAUAAUUGCACGUAUAAUUGGAGGUACCUACUAUAUUUAAUCCGAUUUAAAGAAAAAUAUAAAUUUUUUUGUGACGCGAGUAUAAAAUGUAUAAUGAGUAUAACUUAUAGGUACUUAAAGUAUGUUUGUAAUUUAAAUGUAUUAUUUGUUAUUUAACUAAAUUUACGACGUAUUUGUUAGGAAAAAUUUGUUUUUUUAAUCAAGUUUAAUAUUUUUUAAACAUCAAAUAAGAACAAAAGGUACCUAUGUAUUUUUUUCGUUUAAAAUCAUGUCUUAAUAAUAUUAUAUUUAGUACAAUCUGGUCUAUAAACUAUCGGUACGUAUAGGUUAAUUAUUGCGUGUCCGAUAAAUAUUUGUAAUAUUCCGUUUUCCCUGUUAUUUUAUGUGCAACAGAUUUAUGUAACUGACAACUGUGAUAACAAUAAUAUCAUAUUUGUAUAGUUUUUAGUAUUUCCAUUAUAUGAAAUAAAUUGCUUUUGUCAAAUAAAUAUUAAAGAAAUCGCUAAAGAAAUACAACAAUAUUGUUUAAAAUAUCACAGAUCCGCAAUGAUUAGAUGUAUACCUAAGCCGCAUUUCCACGACUAGUGUACUUACUAAAUUCGCCAAUAAUAAUUGAACAUUUGACUAGUAAACGAGUAAUGUGUUCACACGACUGGUGUACUUGACAAGUAUGUCAAUACUUGAGCACUUGUACAAGUAACCAAGUACACCAUUCCCACAGUUGGCUGUGUACUAAAGCACCUCUGAAUAAAAGUCAGCAUCCUGUUUUUCGAGGUCCACACGAACCGACCGUGGGAUCACAAGUACACUUAUAUUAGCCGUUCCUUUGACUUGUGUCAAACUUACCGAUAAUCCACGGGAAGGGCACUAAUAAUUGUACAAGUAUAUUGUUCCAACGGCAUGGCAAAUAACCACCAGUGUCAAAUAUUGGCCAAGUACACCAGUCGUAAGAACGCGGCUUAAGGUUAAGGUUUUUGUUUUUCCAGGUUUUUUUUUAAUCUGGAAAAAUAACUUAAAAUAAAUAAAAUGUAAAUUAUAAAUACAUUUCAAACUGUUAAUUUACAUUAAUUAUAAAAUCACUUCUAUAUAAUAAUAGAUUAUUUUCUUUUACAGGAUUUCCCGCUCCAGUUUAUAAAUGGUACAAAGAUGGUAAAGAAGUGGGCGAUUUCUCAUCUGAAUAUCAAUCGUUUCGUCUUUUGAAUUUAAAACAUGACGACGGCGGAACCUAUCAAUGUAUAGCGAAAAACGACGUUGGAUCGAUAUUAUCACAAAAAAUCGAAAUAAACAUUGCAUGUAAGUUCGUUAUCUAUUUAUAUUUUAUGUAGAGACCUUAUUGAUAUUCGUAUUUAUAUCUCAGAUAGCAAUUUUAUAUUUUAAGAACUUUAAAAUAAUAUUGAAAAACUAAUAAUAAUAAAAAAUAAUGUUAUUAGAACUUUUCAAAUGACUCCAAAUAAUAUCAUUGAAAUGUUCUUAUAAUGUUCUCUUGAUUAUUUGACCGCAACUUUAAUGUUACCAUAAUAUUAUUCCUUAACAUUUUAUAAACGUUAUAUAACAUUAUACAAUAUUUGUAUAACAUUGUAUAAAAGUUAACUUGACAUUAAUUUUAUAUUUUAAGAAUUUUAAAAAUCAUUUUUAAAAUGAAUUUAAUCAUUUAAGUAUAUUGGACUGUUGGAUAAAGGUUUAAUGUUAUUAUUAUAGUGAACAAUAUUAUAGUGUACAUAUGUAUGAUAUGAGGCGGAGUGUUUCAAGUACAUUUGAGGACUAUAUUAUUUAAUAGAGAAAGUGAUAUAUUAUAAUAUAGUUCGUAUUGCGUUUAUCCUGAAUUAGUGAUUGCAGAUAUUGGAGGAAGGAUCGUCGGUCGAUCCCUUUUUUUUUUGGAAUUUUCAUCUUUGCUAUAUAUUAUUAUCAGCUGUAACUUAAUACUUGCGAAAUUGUACCUCAUUAUUUCAGUGAAUUUUAAAUUUACCCCUUCCCCCUCUUAGAACUUGGGAUAUAUCAGUUUUGAAGGUGAAAACAAAUUAUUCAUAACAACUUUACUUAUAAUUAUGUGUAGCAAUCGUAUUCGAAUUUUUAGAACUACAAAUCUAAAUAAAAAUACAUACAAUUUAAUUAUUCCUGUAUGGCUGUGUUAUACGCUAACAUUUUAAUGUUGUUGGUUAAUAACUAAUACUUUAUUUUCAUCCCAAGAUAAUCUAAUAUGAUUUUAUCAAAAAUCGACAUUUUUCAAAAUAUAAUAUGAAAAGUAGUAUUACGUAUAAUUUAUACCAUUUCCAGCCAUUAUUUACUAUUGCAAUAAAAAAAAAAAAAACAUUGAUGGCAAUACAAAAUUAAACCGUAUUGUCAGUAUUGCAUAAUGUGUGUCAUAAAAUAAUAUAAUACGAGUUUAACUAUUUGAAAUUUCCGUACUAGCUAUAAUCAUAUCACUCUGGCGACCUGUAGAAUGGGAACCUUCGAGUCGCCGCUGAUGGCUAGCUGAUUAAAAACAGUUUCUUCCAACUAUAUACCUAGGUAUUUUGUUUUCAAAAUAAAAAAUAACUAUUUCUUUAAAUUUUCUCCAUUAUGCCGCUAGAUCAAACCGAAUUAUUACUGUUGUAUGUAAUUUAUCAAAAAUACAAUAAUUUUGAACUAAUUUAUACAGUAGAUAAUAGUUACAAUAAGCUGCCGUCCGUAUACACAGUUAUAUGACCCUUUAAUUAUUCAGAUCUUAUAUAAAACUAAAAGAGACAUUAAUAAAAAUAAAAGGUCGUGGAUAUAUCCUGCGAUUCCUGGCGGUAUUUAUUAAACACAACACGAUUGUCUACAAAUUUAAAUGCUGUGCUUAAAAUAAUUAAAUUUUUAUACAUGCAAUUUUUGUAUUAUUUGAGUAUAGAUCUGUGAGGUCGAACAAUUAUUUUGUAUACAUUUUGAGUUUAGUGAGUUAAUUUUGCUAAGAUGUGUUUUUUCCUCCCCGGAAAACUCUUUUUAGAUUAGUAAAAGUACUUCGAUUUUUUCACGUCGCAUAUUAAAAGAGUCGAAUUUUUCAUCAAAUAGUAUUUUAUUUGAAACUUUUUUUAAGAUUCCCAAAAGGUUUUAUAAAAAAAAACUCGCAGCAAAUAGUUGCGAUAGAUUACUAUCGAUUUUAUUUUUGUUGAUUUUUGGGUUACCUUGGUUAUAAGAUGUAAACGCGAUUAAUUAUUCUGUAACCUCCACUCCGAUUAGAAUUAUUAGUUUUUAACUAAAAUGGUUUGUAUAAUAUAUUAUUAGAAAAAAAACUUGAUUUGUUCACUUUUUAGCAUUUUCAGAAUAGUCAAUUUGUAAUUGAUAUUAUUCUAAAGAUGUUAAUCUUACAUACCUACAUACAAUAUAUCCGUUGAAAAGUUUCCUAGUAAUAAAUAGGCAAUUAGCCAUUUUAAUUUCUACAGAAGAGGCGUAAAAAAGUUGUAUCUAAUAAAUUACCAAUAAACUAACCUUACGUGAUGAGGUACCACAAAAAUAAAACAAGUAUAAAACUGUCAACUAUUUCUACAAUACCCUGCGUAAAACAAAUACCCGCUAUUUGUUUUAUUCUGUACCUAUUACAAAUUAUUUAUUGUGUUAGAAAAUAAAAUUACUAUUACUAAGAAACUAUUUUAAACUAAUCGGAUAUGAAUGUAUGGUACAUAUUUCAAACCUUUGGAAUAAUAUCUUUUACAAAACAGCUAGGUAUUUUAAACAUUUUGAAAAGUGAAAAAAAUAAAAUAAACUAUGAACUGAGUUAUUAAAAUCCGGAAAAAUAUUUAGGUUAGGCUAUUAUUUAAAUUUUUUCACGAAUCUGCAAAAUAUUUUCCUUGUUUUUAUUUUAUUUAUAUUUAUUUAUGAAAAGUACGGACUGGUAACCCAAUAUGGUUACAAUUAUAAUAAACAGAUAAUGAAAUCUAAUUCAAUAAUGCAAUACAACAAUAUGAAAAUAUUAAUUAUUAUAAAAAUAUAUAAAUAAUAUAUUUUCGUUGAUGACCCAAAGGUAUUUAAUGUUAUAAAGGAUACUUCUGAUUGUCUAGUUCUCCAAAGAUGCUUAGAUAAUUUGUAUGAAUGUGGUAUUAUAUUGUUUUUCCGUACACGUUCACAUAUUAACUUUCAAUAUUCUAUUAAUUGUACCUCUCUAGUUUCGGUUUAUACUCUAAAGUUUACAGUAUAAACGAUUUAGGUGUUAUUUUCUCUACCGAUCUAUCAUUUAAUGACUAUAUCAAUUAUGAUUGUAUCAAAUCCUUGAAGAUACUUGGGCUUAUAAAUUGGUUUCUCUAAUAUUUACGCUUUAAACACCAUGUAUAGAUAUUUCAUUUGUCAUUAGUUCCUUCGGUGCUCGAAUAUUAUUACUAUUACUAUUAGGUACUAUUAUUAUUAUUAUGCUUCUAUUAGUAUUGUUCGUCCAAUAUUAUUUAAUCGGUUAAAUAAAGUACAAAAUAAAUUCUUAAAGAUGAGCUCAUUUCGUUGUGGAGUUAACUCUUACAAUAUUAUAUCUUUAACUGAAAGACGAGUUGAGUUUGAUGUUGCAGUUCCUUCUUUUUAUUCAAGAUAUCUUCUAACUUUUAUAAAUAAAUUUCAUGCUACUAUCUAUGAUUACGCAGACCCUCUUAAUCGUGCUUGUUGCACUCGUAAUAAUUUGUCUAAUAUUGAAAUUUGUUUUGAUUUUUCCCCAUCUAUAAUUCGAAAAUAGUAUUAGCUAUUACUUAUUUUUAUUAGCUUUGUUUCUUCUUCUCUUUUACCUGUAUUCUUAAUGCAAUAUCCAUUAUUAUAAUUUGUCGCAAAUUUAUUCUCGACUUGAAACUAAUAUGUCCAAAUUGUCGUGUUGCGGCGAGUGCGUGUACUUCCCGACCGAGGUCGUAUUUAGCGAGAGUUCUAAUCUACGGGUUCGUCUUUCCGCGUGGUGGAUCGUUGUUUCGUGCUCCGACCUUCAAGUUGCAUCGCGGGAUGUCCUCGGUUUGCCCUCUUAACUCUAGUAACGGAGAUUGUGUUAUCAAACAUUUGUCGGUAGACUCCUGGGUGCUGUCUGCCCUCGGUGAGCACCGAUAAUUCGCUCCGUCGGUUACUGGGUGUCGAAAUAUGUCCUACUUUUGGCUUUUAUGAAAAGUAGUUCGGGCGGUCUCCGAGCCCUGGUGCCGAUCGGGGACCCCGGUGUCGGCCGUGAACUCGCACUAUGGUCGGCACCGUGCAAUUGGUUUCGAACGGGCUUACGAGUUUCGCUAGGUAGUGGCUAAUAGGCUUGGGGGCUUACAUACCCGAUGGCUGCUGAAUCGUAAGCAAGACGAAUUGGAUAUCGGUUGUUAAGGCCACGCUUUGAUGCAUCAAAUGAAUCUAGGGCUUUCCUAUGGAGCAUCCGAGGGUAGCCCUGGUUCCCCGCUAACUCUUGACUAGCACCAUUGCUAAAAGAAGGUCAGGGGGUAGUAUUAAAUUUUUUGUUUUCUUAAGUUAAGGCAGUAAAAGUUUGUUUCAAAUGUCUAAAUGAUUUAAUUUCAGAUAUGGAAAAUUUUAUGGAAGUCACUGAUCCUAUAGUCAGAGUAGAAAGAGGUCAAGCAGCAAUAUUGGAUUGUCCGCCAAUUAAAAGUUACCCUCCACCUAUGGUACAGUGGUUAACUGAUGAUGGAACUCAGUUGUACGACAUUAAAUAUGCUUCAGUAGCAGAAACACAUCAAUUAGUUGUUUUAUCAGUCUCUGACAAUGACCAAAAAGCAUACAGGUCAAUUGAAAAAAUAACCAUUAAAUAUUUUUAAAUUAAUAGAGAAAUAAAUAAUAAAAAAAAUUAUUUUAUUUCCUCUGUUAAUUAAUAUUUUUAAGUUUUGUAGCAAUACAAUUGAAACAAACUACUUUAUAAGUUAUUUUGCUUUUUAUAAUUUUAAUUUAAUUUUCAUAAUGUCAUACAGUACCUAAAAAAAUUCUUAUACCUAUAAUUAAAUAAAAAAAUUGUAUUAUAUAUUUAUAGAGUGAGAGCCACGAAUCCAUUGUUAGGAAAGGAUGAAUUCAGUCAAUAUUUAAGAAUAAAUAUCAUAGGAGGCUCUCAAGCGGGAGAAAUUGCUCCACAUUUUGUGGUCAAGCCCAAAGGGAAACAUAUAAUUAAAGGUCACAAAACUACAGAACUCCAAUGUAUCGCUAAUGCAAGACCCUUACAUGAAUUAGGAACACUUUGGUUUAAAGAUGAUAUACUUAUAGAAAAUACGAAUGGCAUUGAUUAUAUUUACAAUGAUCCAUGGAACAGAACUUUAUCUCUGAUUAAUGCUAAAUUAACCUAUACGGGUCGAUAUACUUGUCAAAUACGAUUUUUAUCUGGUGGCUAUGCGCCUAUUUCUGCUGAUGCUGAAAUAUUUGUCCUAGGUAUAUGAAAAUGUGAUUAUUAUUUUUAAAACGUUUUAUUAAACUUUAUAUUUUUGUAAAGAACCACCUACAUUUGUUGGCAAUUUGAGAAUGGAAACUCUUGGCGAAUAUGGGUCUACUGUUAGAAUAAGUUGUGAUACUAUGGGAGUUCCACAGCCAAAAAUUACCUGGUAUCGCAAUGCUGAAAUAAUUGGUCAAAACAACAGGUAAAAUAUUUCAGUGAAAAAAUUGUAUGUAAUACAUAUAACAAAAGAUACUAACUAUUUUUACAGGUACAUUGUUGAAGAAGAUGGUACUCUAAUAAUAAAAAAAUUAAAUAUAGAAGAUUCCGGUAUGUUUCAAUGUGAAGCAGAGAAUGAAGCUGGAUCAGAUUCUAUUAGCACAUGGUUGAAAGUCAAAAGUAAGUACAUUUGUUUCUAUGUAUUUUUAAAUAUUAUUUUUUCAUUAAAUUGUUUGAGAAUUAUAGUUUUAAUUUUUCAAAAUGUCUAUGAAUUAUUUUAUACUUUAACAAAAAUAAGGAAGAGAAGCAUAGAUAAAUUAAUAAUAUCAAAAUUAUAGCUUUUUUAAAUUAUAUUCUUUCUUAUUAUCAUUAUUAAAAAACCCAUUUAUCUAGGAAAAUAAGUUUAUAAUCUUUUCAGAUAAUGAAAAUACUUAAAUUGUCUUUAUUUAAUGAAUAAGUUACUUUUAAACUGAUUAAUAAAUAUUUUGGUUUCGGUAAAUAGUUAUGAGGAAAAUUGUAAGAAAAUAUGUUUGUUAACAAAUUUAGAUGAGAGAAAAAAUGAAAUAUUUUACAUUGAAAAUCAGUAAAAAGAAUCUAAUACAAUUAUCUUAAAAUAUAUCUGAUAUUUAUGAAUAAAAAUACAGUUAGUUUGACUGUAUUUAAAUAAAUAUCUUUACUAAAUUUACCAUGAUAUUUAUAAUGUAAAACUUUAAAAUUAUUUUUGAAACACAUACUCUUGUAUUUUGAUAGUUAUCUUGUAGGCAUAUUAUGUAAAUACUUUGAUGGUUAAUGUAGGACGUUCUAAACGCUGGACAAAACCUUCUGUGUACAAAAUGAUGAUGUGGCCUCACCCAAAUGCCCGAAAAAUUCCUCGUAAGGUUUUUUUUUUUGUAAAAUGUGGACAUUUAGCAACAAUAUCAACUGUAUUUUAGCACCGCACUAUGCACCAUAUUUACGUAUGUAGGCACAAAGUUGAAUAGAUGUAAAUUUAGGAAAUGAUAAAUGUCUACAGAUCAAUGUCUCUUUUUUUUUUUUUGAGAAUCUAUAUUAGUUUUUGUUUGCACAUUAUAUAUAUAGUUGCCUUUUUUGGGAUACCUAUGUAUUUAUAGCAAUAGUAUUCAAAUUAUAUAUUUAUUAAACAAACAUAUUGUAGUUAUCACAUUAGAAUAUAUUUACUUAAACAAAUUUACACAAAUUUUUUUUUUUCGUGCAUACACAUGUUUAUAAAAAUAAUUUGAGAAAAUGUGUGUAAUCCGUUAAACAAUUAUUCUUAAGUAUUUCAAUUUAUUUUAAUUUAUUUGUUUUAUAUUUUAGCUACAGGUCCAAUUAUUGAAAAUGAACCUCAAAAUUCCACAGUUUUAGAAGGAAAUGAAGUCAUAUUAUCUUGUAGAGUUAUUGGAGCGCCUAAACCAAACACAACUUGGACUUUUGGAGGUUAUUAGUUUAUAAGAAAACAUUUUUUUUUUUUUUUUAAUCACUAUUAAUUUUCUUUAUUUUAGAUUUAUAUGUUACGUUAAACGAACGGAUUCGAAUAUUAGAUACUGGAGAUUUAUUUAUAUCUUCCACAAAAGUUCAAGAUACUGGGAAAUAUAGCUGUAUUAGGUCUAAUGAAGCUGGCUCUGUUGAAAUGCAUGCAUAUAUUAAAGUUUUAGGUACCCAUUGAUCUAAAAUUAAAUAAAUUAUAUAUUUAAAUAAUUUUAUUUUUUGUUAGGUAAAACUACUAUUGUUGAGCCACCCAUGGAUACAAAAGUUUUAUUGGGACAAAAUUCCAUUAUGAAGUGUAAAGUAUCUAGUGAUCCGACUGUAAUUUAUCAAAUUGAUUGGUUCCAUAACAACAAGUAUUUUUGAAUUGUUAUUCCUUUGUUGAUACUAUUAUAACUUAUAAUAUAUCUAAUUUUGCAGGAGUCUUGGUGCAGGAAAUACUAGAAUAAAAGUUUCUGCUGAUGGAACAUUAGAAAUUGGAGUAGUACGUGCAGGCGAUGCUGGUGUUUAUACUUGUUCAGUUUCAUCUCCAGGCGGAAACGAGAAAAGACAUGCAUAUUUAAGUAUACUUGAACUACCUUAUCCACCUAAUGUGGCUCAGGCUGAACGGGUUGGACCCAGAGCUGUUAAUGUUUCUUGGACUGUUGGUUUUGAUGGAAAUAGUCCUAUAUUAAAAUACAUAGUGCAAAAACGACAAAUAGGUAGGUACUUCAAUAACAGACAUGUUAUAUAUAUUGUGUAUUAUAUGUAUUUUUUAAUAAUUGUCAAUAAUUUUUAUAUUUAGACACCCAAUCUUUAUUAGAUCCACUUGUUGAUUGGGUUACCGAGCUCACAAAUGUAUCUGUUAAUGCUCGUUAUGUAGUCUUGGAAAAUUUAAAAGCAGCUAAUACAUACCAAUUUAGAAUAAGUGCAGUGAAUGCUAUUGGAGAAGGAACUCCUUCACAACCGAGUAACUUUGUUACUUUGCCACAACAAGGUUUAGUUAGAUAAACAAAUUAAAUAACAAAAAUAUUUUAAAAUUGGUUUUUCUUUUUUUAGCGCCUUCCGGUCCACCUUUAGGUUUUGUUGGAUCUGCAAGAUCAAAUUCUGAAAUCAUAACUCAAUGGCAACCUCCUUUAGAAGAACAUCAUAACGGUCAAAUACUUGGAUACAUUAUAAGAUAUAGAUUACAUGGUUAUAUAAAUAGUCCGUGGACAGAACAUAACAUUACUAGUGGGGUAAAUAUUUUUAUUCAAUUGUUUAGUUUUAUUUAUAUUCAAAAAUAAAUAAUAAAAUUAUGUAGCACUCAAAAUAAAUUGCUUUCGUGUAUUUCAGUGUAUAUGGUAGUUUAUUUGGUAACAUAGUUUUCAUGGGUUUUUUUUAGGCUCAACAUUAUUAUUUAAUCCAAGAUCUAAUUACGUGGAAAGACUAUGUACUUCAAGUAGCUGCUUAUAACAAUAAAGGGGUAGGAGUUUACAGUGAUAGUAUAAGAAUAAAGACCAAAGAAGGAGGUUAGUUUUUUUAUUUGGCUUUCAUGACUAUAACUGAAUUAACUAUUUCUAUAUACAUAAUUGAAAUAUUUCAUUUUUAUGAUUAUAAUUUUGUUUUUUAAUAUAACUAAAAUAUCUUGGUUAGUUUAGUUUUAACAUAUGAUUGAACAAUUUAUUAUUAAUCACAGUGCCAGAAGCAGCUCCUAUAGAUGUGAUUGCUAGACCAAUAAAUAGUACUUCGGUUCAAGUUUGGUGGAAACCUCCAGAUCCACAAAAAAUAAAUGGCAUUAAUCAAGGAUAUAGACUUCAAGCUUGGAUUGGUAAGGUUUAAUUUAAAAUACUAGUCAAAUAAUUUUAUAAAUUGUUUUCCGUCUUACUAAAAUAUAAAUUAAUAUCAUUGGCAAAAAUAAAUCAAUAUUUAUAUGAUAUUGUACUUAUUACAACGUGUAUAUAAUUAUUAUAAUUAUUACAGAUGAACAUGUAGAACUUGAAAUGACUGUAGCUCCCAGUCUGUUUGAUCCACUUGCUCAGCAGACUACAACAUUUUUAAAUUUAAAGAAAUUUACAGCCUAUAAUGUAACAGUGUUAUGUUUCACUGAUCCUGGUGACGGCCCUAUCAGUGUUCCUUCAUUAGUCGUUACACACGAAGAUGGUAGUUAAAAUUAAAAAUGAUUUAUUGAUAAAUUUAUACAAUAAUUUGUUUUUAAUCUGUUGCUUUGUUUUAUUUUUUUACAUCAUAGUACCUGAUUUAGUUGGUAGUCUUCACUUUGAAGAUGUAUCUGACCGUUCUGUAAAUGUUGUUUGGUCGGCACCAUUACACACAAAUGGUCAUCUAAUUGGCUACACUGUGUCAUAUUCAAUACGUGAUCGCCCAGAAACAACACAUUUAGUAAAUACAACAUCAGACAUCACCAACAUUAUAAUAGAUCAAUUACAAGCUACUACUCAUUAUAAAUUUGAAGUAUUUGGCUGGACAAAAGUUGGUUCUGGUCCAAGUAGAAUAGCUACCAUACAGUCUGGAAUUGAACCCGUUUUACCUAAUCCUCCUACAAAAUUAGCUAUAACAAAUAUCGAGCCAUUUUCUGUUGUUCUCCAGUUCACACCGGGAUUUGAUGGAAAUUCUUCAAUUACCAAAUGGGUUGUGGAAGUAUGUACAUUUAUAUAACUAUAAUUAUGAUUUUACAUCUUGUAAUUUUAUUAAUUAUUUAAAGGCACAAACUGCUAGGAAUACAACAUGGUUUACUGUGCAUGAAGAAAGUAGCCCUGAAGCGACAACAAUAAAAGUCCUUCAAUUAGUUCCAUAUACCUUAUACCGUUUGAGAAUUACUGCUUGGAAUGUAGUUGGUGUGUCAGAACCUUCAGAUCCAACUAAAGAUUUUCAAACAAUCCAAGCACCUCCAGCACACCCUCCUCAAAACGUUACAGUGCGUGCAAUGUCUUCUACUGAGCUUCGUGUUCGCUGGAUUGUAAGUAUCAUAACAAGUUUGAAUUAAGUAUAAUUACUCAUUAAAUUUAAUUUUAUCUCAUAGCCUUUACAACAAAGCGAAUGGUUUGGAAAUGGGAAAGGUUAUAAUAUAACUUACAGAUUAUUCAAUACAAGUAUUACUAAUAAUGUUACGAUUGAAGAUAUUACCUCUAAUUCGUGUGUUUUGGAUUCCUUACAAAAAUUUACCCAGUAUGAUAUAACCAUGAAUGCAUUUAAUGAUGUAGGGUCUUCUAGUCCUAGUCCUCCUGCUUUUGAACGAACUAGAGAAUCUGGUAAUUUAGCAUAAUAUAAUUUUAUUCAUUGUAUAUUUAAUUUAUACUGAAUAUUAUUAAUUUUUAUAGUACCAUCAAUGGGGCCUAUUAAUGUCAUUGCAAAUGCAACGUCUUCAACAACCGUUGUAGUUAGUUGGGGAGAUGUACCAUUUGACCAUCGAAAUGGAAUAAUUGAAGGAUUUAAGGUAAAUUAAUAUACUCAUUUAAAAUGUUUAUCACUGUAGUUAUAGGCAAUAUUUAACAAAUAUAUUAAAAUAAUUUUAGGUUUACUAUAAACCAGGUGGUCGUACAGUUUAUCCCGUUCAAAUUAAAGAUAUUCCUAAAAAUUUGACAUUCACAACUACAUUGACAGAGUUAAAGAAAUUUGUUCAAUACAGUAUUCAAGUUUUAGCUUAUAGUCGAUUAGGCGAUGGUGUUCUAUCGACUCCGAUUUCCAGAGUUCAAACUUUUGAAGACGGUGAAUAAAAAUUAUAAAUAAAUAAUAUUUAUAGAUUUUAGUUUUUAAUAUUAAAAACGAAAAUUGUUGGGCCAGCAAAGAAUAAUACUUCUGGAAAAUAGGGAAAGAGAAAAAAUGCAAAGCUAGAGACAUUAUUCCAGAGUACUAAUAUAAUGGAUAUAACAAAUAGCAAAAUUUAGUGGGCAUGCUUGGUGGAGUCAACACAAAUUAAUAAUAGCUAUGAUGGAAUAAAAGCCAUGUGGAGAAAGCUUAAUAAAUCAUAAAAAAUUGUUAGAGCCAUUUGAAAAAAAAAUGUGAAGCCAACUGUAACGCAGUGAUAUCAUUAAUUUUUGGUGGAGAUAUUAAUUGACCAAGAUAAAUAUUUCUUAAAAUUCUUUAAUUUUUAUAUUUUAACCGGGGAAACAAAUUGAUAAGCAGUUGCACAUGCGCAGAUGUUAUCAGUCCUAUAAUUAUGGUGGCUUUAACUCAUUCUAUAGCUAUGAUAUGACUGAACUUCAAAAUCAAGAUAGAAUGAAAUGAUAAAAAGCUGUUCUUGAAUAAUAGGGGCAGUUGCAGCCACUGUUAUAGGUAAUUCAAUGUAUGUAUGAAAGCAACGACUAACCAUUAUAAAUGUAAAAACAAUUUUUUUGGGAUUCGGUUGAUAUUAUUUAUUCAUCAACAUAUGUAAUUACUUUACCAUAAUUAUGUGUGCAUUAUAUAUUUUCUUUAAUAAUAUUUGUUUAAAUUGCACCAAUUUCUUGUUUUUCCUGGUUUUCCAAUAUUUUUACCUGGUGUUUCUUAUUCAUUGGAAAAACGUCUAGGGAAAUCAAAAAAUUACCUCUAUAAAGUACCACCACAGUUAAAUUUCUGAAAAAAUUGCUAUCAUUAUAAAUCAGAGCAAAAUUGUUGCUAGAAAAGUUAUUCACAGGAAAAAAAUCAUCAUUGUAAAACCAUAAGCUUCCUUGCAUUAAUUCAAAAUUUAAAAAAAUGUGAAAUCACUAGUAGAAGAUUUAAAUGGAAAAGAAAAAUCGGUGGUUAGAGGGCUGAGUCUGAAAUGGAUUUGUCCUGAAAGACCUUUUAACCAAGAAAAAAAAGGAUAAGUAUUAUAAAUUUUUGAAAAAAUAUGUGUUUUUAAAUUACAGUUCCUGGUGCCCCAUCUAAUGUAUCUUUUCCGGAUGUUACAUCGACAACUGCCAGAAUUAUUUGGGACGUUCCUGUCGAUCCAAAUGGGGAGAUACUUGCUUAUCGCAUAAAUUAUCAGUUACAUAGUUCUGAAGGAUAUAACUUUUCUAAAGAAUUCCCAGCUUCAGACCGCACGUUUAGGUAAUAAUAAUUUUGUCUUAACAAUUCUAAUUUAUUUACGAUUGAUGUUGUGUAUACAGGGCAAUCGAUCUUAUUCCUGAUCAAUACUACAUGUUCUGGGUCACUGCUCAAACACGUUUAGGGUGGGGUAAAAGUCAAUCUGCACUUGUGUUUACAUCAAAUAACCGUGAAAUACCCCAGGCUCCUUCUUCACCUCAAAUAAGUCGCAGUCAAAUUCAAGCCACACAAAUCACAUUUAAUUGGACUCCGGGUCGAGAUGGUUAUGCUCCACUGAGAUAUUACACUGUACAAAAAUCAGAAGAAAUUGGUCCAUGGACGACUAUAUCUGAAAGAAUAGAUCCGUCUAUAACUUCAUACACAAUUCAAGACCUGUUACCUUUUACUUUAUACAGAUUUCGUAUACAAGCGACUAAUGACAUUGGCCCAAGUAGUUACAGUCAUGAAUCCCCCCAAGUCAGAACAUUACCUACGUGUAAGUUAACAUUAAAAUCUUAUACUCAAUUUAUUUGUAAUUAAUGGUUUUUUUUUUUUUUUUAGCACCAAGUCAUAUAGUAAAUAAAGUACAAGUUGUACCUAUUACUACAACUAGUGUGCGUGUCACCUGGGAACCUAUACCGCCGCAGUAUUGGAAUGGCGAUACCCAAACUGGUGGUUACAAAGUAUUGUACCAACCGGUUUCUGAUAUUCCUAUGGCAUUGCAAAUAACACCUAGUCAGUUAAUUAUGGGAAUAAAGGAAAAUUCGAUAGUGAUCGGAGAUUUAGUUCGUGAUCGAAAUUAUGAUAUUAUUGUUAUACCUUUCAAUUCUCAAGGAAAUGGUCCGCCAUCUACACCUAUUCCUGUUUAUGUCGGUGAAGCUGUUCCCACAGGAGAACCUCGUAGUAUAUCAGCAUUCGCCAUAUCAUCUACAGAAGUACGUUUAUCAUGGGAACAUCCACAACAAAAUCAACAGAACGGAGAUUUAUUAGGAUACAAAGUAAAAUUUAAAAUUAUUUUAUUUAUUUUAUUAUGUUGUUGCAUACAUUUUUUUUUUUUUUAAUAGAUAUUUUAUAUUGUUACUGAUUCACCAAAUGAACAUCGCAUAGAAGAAGAAACAGAAGUUGUUCCAGCUACAUACACUAGUCAUAGUUUAGUGUUUUUGGAUAAGUACACAGAGUAUAAAGUCCAAAUUUUAGCUUUCAAUCCAGCUGGCGAUGGUCCAAGAUCUACUCCUAUUAUUGUCAGAACUCACCAAGUAUACUUUUGAAAUAAUAUAAUAAUAUUUUUGGAUACUAAAACACUUUUUUUUAUAUACAUAAAGGGUGUACCUGGUCCGCCGACUGAUCUUCAGUUUUCUGAGAUAACAAUGAAUAGUCUAAAGGUUUCAUGGACGCCUCCAAAACGAAAAAAUGGACUACUUUUAGGCUAUAUAAUUACAUAUGAAACUGCUGAACAAAACGAACGUAAGAAACUAAAAAUAAUCUAACUUUCAUAUUAAUUUUUUUUAGUUUAUAAUGUAAAUAUUAUUUAUAGGUUUUAGUAAACAAGUAAAACAAAGGGUAAAUCAAACGUGGCUGCUUGUUCAGCCCCUCGAAGAAGAAGUGACUUAUACGUUCUCAGUCAGGGCUCAAACAAUAGAUUUUGGAGUUUCUAUAAAAGGAAAUGUAACAACAGGUCCACAACCUGGUUCCCCUAAGAGUCCAUUUGAAUUAUCAUUAGUGAAAACUGUUUCUAGUGUUGCACUUAAAUGGAAAAAUGGCCCUUCUGGAAAAGGACCAAUUCUUGGAUACUACAUUCAGAGUAGACGCAAAGGUAUAAAUUAAACAUUACUGAUCAUUUUUAAAUUAACAGAUAAAGAAAAGUGUCAGCUAAGCAAUAUUUUAACUUUUUUUAUGUUUUGAUAUUUUAUUUUCCAUCCAGCUAUUCAAGACUGGGAACAUUGUAAGUUUGUUUAAAAGAUAGAAAUGUAUUACCUAUAUUAAGUUUUGUGUUGCUAUUGUGUUUUGAGUCUAAAGAACAAUGUUUUAAUCUGAGUUUUUUCUUGCUACAAAAUACAUUUUUUUAACUUUGUUUUACACUUCCUAUGUAUUAUGCAUAAUAUAUAUUAGGGGUCUGCAAUGAUGAAUCAGUAUAUAUCAGGAUGUUUUCUAAAUUUCAAUACAUCAGAUUAUCCAUUUAUAAUUGGAAUUACUUAAAACUAAUUAGUCUACAUGGCACAUACAUUUAUAUUGUUUAUGUAAGAACUAGUAUUUAUUUGAUAAGGUAUAUUGAUAUAUUUUAAUCCUUAAUAUUAUUUCUUAACUUAGACUAUAAUGGAUUGUUGUUUUUACUGAUUGUUCUGCUUAUUCUAAUAUAUAGCUGUUACAAUUUUAUUUAAAAAAAAUAUACUUAAUAUUAAAUAUAGUAGAUAGCAUAGCUGUUUCAAUUUCAAUCAGAACACUAUUAUAUUUCAUAUUUGUUUAUAAAAAACAGAAAUAUUGCAACAAUAUGAACAAUAUCAAUACUAGAAAAAAUAUUAUUGCAGAACCCUCUUAGUAUGUGUAUUUCAAUUUGUUAUUUUCUACAAGACACCCCAACAAUUUGUUCAUAAAAUCAUAAAAGUAAUAUACUUAAACAUUUAGAAAUGUUUUCAAUUUUAACUUGUGGCUUCAAAAGGAUUAAAAUAUGAGAAAAGGGGGGAAAUUUAUAUGGUUUUCAGAUACAUCACUUUAUUUUACAUUUUUGAUAAACUGAAGAUAGCAGGGAAACUUAAUGUAUAUCUGUAUGCAAUGAUAAACCUUUGCAAACAAAAAACGAUUCUGAGUGGAGUAUGGUUAUACAUCUUUUGAAGGCCGUAAUAUUUACAAUUUAAAAAUAAUACAUCUCAUACAUUUUUUACUGUUUUCCGAAUGAUUAUGCAAAUGCUUGAAAAAUUAAAAGAUGACCAAGUAAUAAAAUUUCUUAUGAGAAAAAGUGAUGUUCUUGAAAAUCUGAUCUAAAUUUCUAGUAGAAAAGUUGUUCACAGGAAAAAAAAUGAUUGUAAAAUCAAAUUUCCUUGCUCCAUUAUGAAUCUAAAAUACAAAAACUCCAAUUUAAGGGUUUCUUUUUUCUCAAAUAUAAUUAGUCUAAAAUGCACUUAACUUAUCAAUAGAUUUUUAUAAAUAAUUUAGACUAAACAAUUCUUAAAAAUAACAGAUUAUAAAUUAUUUAAUUAAAAUGAAUUUAAAUAAUAUUAAUAAUCAUAAUCAAUUGAUAGAUAAAAGACAAUCUAUAAUUAUUUUAAAAUCGUCUUAAAUUAAUAAAUUAUAGUGCAUCUAUUAUCAGUAUUAUCAAUAGGUAUUGGAUAAAAAAAAAUCUCAACCCAUCAGUUUUGAAUUUAAAUAUUGGUAACUACAUGGAGAAGAAACUUUGUUCUUCAUUCCCUUAUAGCAGUUAUAAAAUCUUUCCAGCGUAUCAUUCUUAACUUUAAUUUUCAAAUUUAUUUUUACACUUUUUUUUAUAAUGUACAUUUUAAUUCUUAAAUCAAGGAAUUUUUAUGAACUAGUUUAUAUUUCAAUUUUAUCAAAGUAUUUAAUUGAUCUCUCAUUGAUUAAUUAAAGUUUAUUUUUUGAAUAAAGAUAUUUAAAUUAAUAUGUAAAAUUAUUUUUUUUCUUUUUAAAUACUAUAGUCAAAUAAAGCUAGUGUGCUGCAUUUUCUGAUACUAAAAAUUAUGGUAAAACUUUAAACUUUAUGCCACUGAUAUUAGUAUCAAUUUGUUUUAUAUUUGUAUAGAUUUUGUAAGCAUUUGAUAUCUUUGUGGGAAGCUUCUAUCUAUAACACUUGUUCCGAAAUACCAAAAUCCAAUGUAAAAUAAGAAAAAUAAGUACAUAAAUUGCAAAUUUCAUUAUUUUUGUCAGUAAAGCUGUAAAAUUUCAUUGAGAAAAAUAAAUAUUUUUAAGCAAUAAAAGAAUUUGGGCAUCUACUUUGCAUAAUGAAAAACACUUGGAACUCAAACACUAGUUUCCUAUUAGGUGUACCUCUAAAAAAAAAUUUACAAUCAAUAGUACUUGAUAAUGCUUUCUUGGCUGUUUUAUUUUUAAUUUAUCUAUACAGAAUGAAAUUUUAUCCUGUAUCAUUUCCUUUUUUCAAAACUGUACUAUUCUUAAUAACAUGCAGUGGUAGUUUUUCUUUUUUAAUUUUUGUCCAACUUCGUUGACCAUUUUUUGAACAAAGCAAGAGCAGUGGAUUGAAACAUUCCUAUUUAUAAUACACUACUUCUUCUUCUUCUUCAUCCCAACUAUUAGAGGUUGGCCAUGAUAAUAGAUACACUAUCUAUAUUAUUCUAUGAUGAUUGGAAAAUAAUUUUAGUUGAUUUCCUAUUUUUCAAUUGGUUAUUAAGCAAUACUAUUACAGUAAGACUUUCGUUAACAGUCAUUUUGUAUAGUCCCAUAAUUUAUUAUGCCUCUACAGGAAACCUCUAAAUAGCGGUUAUUAUUUCUGGUCCCUCUAGUGACCAUCAUAUGACAGUUUUACUGCAUAUUAUUUAAGUUAAAAGUUCAACUUUACAGUGUUUUUUAGUCUUCUUAUUAAAACUAACUUGUAUUGACUAAUUUCUUUUUAACACAGUCAAUACAAGUUAGUAUUUGUAAAAAAAAAAAUAUGUUUUUUAUCAUUUUACUUAAUACCUCUUUAGAAAAUAUAAAGAUAAGAAAACAAAAAACCUUUAAUUAUCUUAAUAUAAUAAAAGGUAGUGUUACGUGAGUUCUAGUUGCUCUUAGUUAUAUUAUAAAAAGAAUAUAUUUAAUUUUUGUCAUGAGAUAACACUGUUACAGGGUUUUAAGUUAGGGUACUUGGUUAAUUUAGAUAAAAAUAUUAACCAGAAACAAAUUGAAAUAAAAAACUCAUACAAAUUAAUACAAAUUGCUUUGUUUAUUAACAAUAAUAUUUGUAUAAAGUGUAAUAUUAUAGUAUACUAUGAAUACAUUUUGAAGUACUUGGUUGUAAAAAUAUUAAUUUAAGAAUGCUUUGUCUAUUCAGUGUAUUUUUAAUUAGCUUAAUACAAUAAUGCUAACUCAAAAAGGGCUGCUCUUAAAAAAAAAAAAAGAUAUGAUAUGCUUAAUUUUUAAAAUAUUUGUGUAUUGAAUUUUAAUUAUAAAUAUAUUAACUGUAAUUAAUGUGGAUGUCACUCGUGUUCAAAGCAGUAUGCACCAUGCUUGUCAAUUUUUUCUUCAAAUUUUUAGUUAUGUAACUUUUAUUGAUUUCUAUUGUUUAUAGAUGACACACGCUGGACUACAGUAACAAAAAGUAAUAGUGGACAGUUAGAGGAAUUUUCAGUAUCAUAUCAAAGUUUAUUACCCUCUACUUCAUAUUUGUUUAGAAUUGUUGCCUAUAAUGAGUUUGGUAUUAGUUAUCCUGCCUAUUCGGAUGAUGUGGUAAGUAACAUACUACAACUGUAUUAUACCAAUAUGAGCUGUAUUAAAUUUAAUUAAUUUUAAAAAAUAUUAACUUCUAAUAAAUUGCAGGUUCUAACACCAUCAAAAUUGUAUUUGGAAUACGGUUACUUGCAAAUGAAACCGUUUUAUAGACAAACAUGGUUUAUGGUUGCAUUAGCAGCCACGUCAAUAAUUGUACUUAUUAUGGUUAUAGCCAUUUUAUGUGUUAAAAGUAAAAGUUACAAGUAUAAACGUAAGUUAUUAAUUUUUAUAUUAAUAAGAUCAUUACUAUUACAUAAUUAGCCUUCAACAUUUGUUUUUGUCUUCAAAUUUUAAUUUAUAUACUUUAUAUAUACUAUAGAAGAAGCACAAAAAACCUUAGAAGAAUCUAUGGUUAUGGAUAUCGAUGAUCGGCAGCAAUUGGCAAUGGAACUCCAUAGAACUAGAAUGUCAAAUAAUAAUUCUCUCGGACGAAUGUCCAUUCAUAACACUUUACAUCAUUCAUUACACAGACGAAAAGCGCCCAUUGGAACUCUGGGAAAAUCUCCUCCGAGACCAUCUCCGGCAAGUGUUCCAUAUCACAGUGAUGACGACAGUGUAAAAGGCUAUGAUGAAAAUCCAGAUGACAGUUCAGUCACGGAAAAACCUUCAGAAAUUAGUUCAACAGACUCCCAAGUAUGUUUUUAACUUCAAUUUUCAUAAGUAAUAAUUUUUUAAGAUUUAAUUAAUUAAAUUAUUUUAGGGUUCGGAAAGUGAGAAUGAAAGUGUACGUUCAGAUCCACAUUCGUUUGUCAAUCACUAUGCCAAUGUCAAUGAUUCUUUAAGACAGUCGUGGAAACGACAAAAACCUGUUAGAAAUUAUUCUAGUUAUACAGAUUCAGAACCUGAAGGUAGUGCAGUAAUGAGCCUUAAUGGUGGUCAAAUUAUAAUGAAUAACAUGGCCAGAUCACGAGCUCCGCUACCAGGAUUCUCGUCAUUUGUAUAACUCAAUUUAAAGAGUGCCAUUAUUGGUCCGUCCACAAUUUUAUUUAAUAUAUUUACUUAACUUUACCAUGACCUGUCUAUUGGUUAGUCUGACCACCUUACUCUAAAAUGUCUUUUAAUAGACUGAUAAAGUUUGUAUUUAAUUUAGCUCUAUACAAUUAGAUCUCAAUCUAUUUCAUUAGAAAAUAAUUUUCUUAAAUUCAAAAUUCAUUAAGUUUUUGAGCCACAUUUACUUAUAUAAUAAUAAAAAGACUGAUUGCAUUUAACUAUUUUUCAAUUAAAUCCUUCAAAUUAAAAUAAAAUAAGUCUUUAAAAUUUGUAUUGAUAUAAAAUAGUUUUUUUCAUUAAUUUUAUCAAUUUAAUUAAUACUACAAGUCCUUAAAACACUUAAGACUUUCUAUUUGAAAAUAUAUUUUUAUGUUGAAUGCCAUAAAUAUAUUAUAGCCUUGUUUAAAUUAGAACAAUAUUUUGUUUUAAAAUUUUAAUUUUAAACGAGCAUCUUGACUGAAUUAUUUUUAUAAAUUGUUUUUAAUAAUAUCCACUUGUGUGUUCUAAUGUAAUAAUAAUUUUUAUUUUUAAAAUUAACAUACUAAUAAGUAUUAUACAUUACUAUUUGCAAUGUAAAUGUGGUCCAAUAAAUUGAAAUUAAAAAUUUAUAUAAUUUUCUAAGGAAUUAGUAAUAGUUUUGUUAAUUUUCAUGCACAAUUGCAAAUAUUAACAAUAAUUUAUUGAAUGUCAAAUGUAAUUUUUUAUUUAUUUUUUUUUAAACUGUGAAAACAUUUGUAAUUAUUAUAAUAAUUAUUGAUUACCUAAAUAAUUGUUAAGAGUAUUUACUAUCCAAUACUAGUGAAAUUAACCUGUACAUUAUCCUGUGAUAAAAAUUAUGGGAACAAGCAAUAAAUUUGUUUUUGUUACUUUAAUCAGUAUUAUUUAUAUUAAUUAUACUAAAAAUAAAAAAAAAAAUUGUAGUUUAAUGGCUAUAUUUUUUUUAUUUUGUGUAGUUUUUAAAAUAAAAUAAAUGUUGAAUUAUUAAAAGCUUAUUUUUCCAAUGUAAUUUAAUGAUUAUAAUUUGUUAUAAUUAUUUAAGAUUAUAAUAAUAGUAUUUAAUAUUUAUUUGAAUGAAUGCUAUUUUGUGGUAUUGCAUAUUUAAAUUAUAUAUGCGAAUAAUUUUAAUAGUUAAUUAUUUGUUAUCCAAUAACAGAAAUAUUACUGUUUUAUGUUAAGUUUUAAAUUUAACCAGUGAUAAUAAAAUAUUUUGUUCUUGAAAUCUAUCUAUUUUUUUUCUAAAUUGAUAUAUUACAAUGUAUAAAUGAUGACCAAACAAAACCAAUUUUAUUGGAUACGAAAAUUUAAUUUAAAUUUGUUGACUAGUUUGUUAUUAUAUGGUGUCUGAUAAUUAUUUUUUAAAAUUUAAAUGUGCACAUCAACUUUUGUCAUCAAAUUACAGAAUUAUGUUUAUAAAUAAUGCAAUAUUUUACAUUUAUAUUUAAUUGUCCACUUGUGAUUUCUUUUUAAGUUUUGUUUGACUUUAAACACCAGAGUUAAUAAUAUUACUAUUGAUAUAUAAUGAAAUUAUAUUUGGAAAUAGUUUUAAAAUAAGAGUAUAAUAUUAAUAAAAAUAUUUUAACAUGCUUGAAACUCAACAAUUUUCAAAUUUAAAAUAAUUUUUUUGAUUUGAUAGAAAAAUUGAAAAUUUGUUAAGUUUUGACCAUUUGAAGAGGUCCAUGCAAUAAUGAGACUUCAUUUUCUUCCAAAAACGGGAUUUUCACGGAUUAAAAUUAAGAAAAAAACUACAUAUAUAUUUGUAUAAGAGCAAAGUAAAUCCAACCAUCCAUUUAGGAUAUUUGAUGAAAAAAUUAUGAAUAUAAAUUUCUGGUCAAAAAACCGGAUAACUCCAUAAAAAGUAGGUUAAUAUUAGCUCCUAUCUCAGGGUAGUUAUAAAAAUCAAAUCAAAUGCUACGGAAUCGUUUUUAAUUGUAGUUUAAUAUAUCUAAAUUGACUACAAUUAUUUUUAAAGCGUUUUUGUUUUUGUCUCGUUAUUGAAUGGAGCGACACCUUCAUUUGUUUUGUAUACUUUUUUCAAAUAUACCUGAUGGAAAAUAAUAUAGGUAUGUAUUUUAUUUAAUUUAAGAUUUACUUAUUGUUUUAGUUUGUUGGAUUUUGAAUAAUGAGGGAAAAAUUACAUGAUAACAAAAUAAUAAUAUUUAUUUCAAUUGUACACAAAAGUUUAACAUUCAUACAAUUUUAUAUUUUAUUUUACUAAAGUCUUCAGCUGCAAUUGGACAAUACAUUGAAUACAAUCAGUAAGUAAUAUGAAGAUGCUCAUGAUAAAAUAUUUUACCAUAAAUUUUUGAAUAAACUGCUGGAAUAUCCAAAACAUUACCCAAAAAUGUAUAAGUCAUGUAUCUAAUGAAUGAUAAUACUGACUAUAUCAUGUUAUUUGACAAGUCAAUUUUUAAAUAGAUUUUUAAUAAGUCCGUGAUAAAAACAGUAUUCAUAAAAUUAAUAGAUGAAACAAAUUGAAUAUAUUAAAACUUAAAUUUUAAUUUUGAAAUUAAAGUUUAUCUAAUAGUAUUUGUAUUUAUCUUUAUUUUUUUGGACAGAUUAAGCCAUAUCGUUUAAGAAAUAAUAAUAUUUUUCAUCUGCUCUAUCCAUUUUUCUAUGUUUGGUGGAAUAUUAUGUUUCUUGUACAACAAAGACCAUAAAGCAAUAUUUUUCAAAUCCAAUAUAGUAUUUGAAUCAGUAAUCAAAUUAUAUAGCUCAGAAGUACGAUCAUUUGUCGAACAAUUUAUAUCAUUUAUUAAAUCCAAAAUUUUGUCAGAAUUUGUUUGAUCAACAGUCCUCUGAGUUUCAGUGGUUAAAUUGUGAUUAAAUAAACGUAACAACUGCACCUCGCCAAAUAAUAUGUCUGUUGAAGAUUUCACAAUUUUUGGACUAGGUUUAUC
This is a messenger RNA of Cinara cedri, 39185 nucleotides long. The record is from the annotation of a GenBank genome assembly. NCBI's taxonomy places the organism in Eukaryota, Metazoa, Arthropoda, Insecta, Hemiptera, Aphididae.